GCCUUCUGUUACUGCGGCGUGGCCGAGUUUGGCGCGGUGCUCGCGACGUGCAGGGACUGGAAGGCGAAUGUGGAUUUCGAGGCAGCGUGGGCUGCGGUGUACGAACACACGCAGUGGGCAGACCCUGGAGACGUCGGGGGCGAGAGCUUGCAGUCGCUAAUCCGGCGCCCGUUUGGUGAGGAUGCGGUUGGUUGGCGCGUGGACGUGCUGGUGGCCGACCAGCAACACAGAUCCGGUCGCGUGAUCGCCUACGAUUCCGCGCUGGAUGCCUACCUCAUCAGAUAUAGCCACGCGGGGCGCGGAAGCGGCGAGGACUCCGAGGAAAUCUGGGAGGCCGAGCGCAUGCGCUGGUCGGUGGCCAUGGCAAGGAACCCCUCCCUCGCAGGGAGGAGCCGGUUCCAUUUCACGUGCCCUCCAGAGGAGUCCUGGGCGUCGAGAGAGAGCCGAGGCAGCGCAAGCAUCCCCCGCUCCCUGCUCUCGGACGACGCCCCGAGCCCUCAGCAUCCGUCCCGCCGAAAAAUGGCGCGGAUGUGUCUGUGGGGGAGCUGGAGGGCGGAGCUGAAGCACAACGUCGAGAGAGUGCCGAGCCGGCUGGUGCAGAGACUCGACGACCACAGCGACGAGGUGCUCUUCGUGGCCUUCUCGCCCUGCGGCACGCGGCUCGCGAGCUGCUCCCGCGACUGCAGCACCAUCGUCUGGGGGCUGUGCGGCGGCAGCGGCGGUGAGCCCCCCCAGUUCCGCCGGGAGGCGACGCUGCGGCACGAGACGUCCGCGAUCCGGGCGGCGUGGUGGCCAGCGGCCACCGGGGGCGCCGAGCCCGCUGCGGGGGCCCUCAGCAGGCAGCCCAGCACCGUGCUCCUGGUCACGACGGAGGGCGCCAGCGACGGCCACGCCGUGCAGGAGUCCACCAUCGAGGUCUGGGAGGUGCCGCCCGAGGGCGCGCCGCCCAAGGGCGCGGAAGACGGCUCGGCCAGGUGCAUCUUCCGAAAGGAGAACCAGCCGUACGACAUCUACGCUGCGAUCGUGGAGUGGCCGCCCCGGCCUUUGCUGCAGCCGGGCCAGGAGCCAAGGCUCUGCUUCCUGGGCGGCCGGGGCAUCUCCUUCCUGGGCUGGCCCAGCGGCCGCUUUGCGCAGUGGCUCGACGUGUGGCCGGGGCCUCUGGGCCCAGGCGGGGAGGGCUGCGCCGAGCCGGGGGCGCCGCCGCUCGCGCGGCUGCAGGUGCAGUGCGGCGUCAACUAUCUGCACGAGGUCGAGGCGGGCCCCGAAGCCCACGGGGCGACGCUCCUGGCGCUGUCGGGGAGCCACCAGCGGGGCAACCUCUGCGACGAGCUGGUGCGGCUGGACCUGAGCCAGGCGCGGCAGGCGCCCCCGCGCGGCGGGGAGUUGCCGGCGGCCAGCGCCGAUGCCCCACUGGAGGUGCCGCGCGAGGUGCGCGCGUGCCCGGAGCGGACGCUGCUCAGCCUGAAGUGGAGCAGGAGUGGCGAUCACGUCCUGCUGAACACCAGGCCCUUCGUCGUCGGCCCCGGCGGCCGCGGCGGAGACGGCGACGCGCGGGCUGCCGCCGAGCCGCGGGGCUUGCAGCGGCCGCCGCCGGACCUGUCCACCUCGGUGGAGCUGCUGGUGCUCGACUCGGUCACGCUGGAGUGCGUCGCGACCUUCAGCGGGCACUUCGCGUUCACGACCAAGGAGAGUCCCUUCAAGAUCUUCCUGGACGACUGGUGGGACCUCGAGUUCCUCGCGAGCGGCGACCUCUAA
Molecule: messenger RNA, 1755 nt
Organism: Prorocentrum cordatum
Lineage: Eukaryota; Dinophyceae; Prorocentrales; Prorocentraceae
Source: the annotation of a GenBank genome assembly